Molecule: messenger RNA, 9867 nt
Organism: Thalassophryne amazonica
Lineage: Eukaryota; Metazoa; Chordata; Actinopteri; Batrachoidiformes; Batrachoididae
Gene: baz2a
Product: bromodomain adjacent to zinc finger domain, 2A
Exons: 29
Coding region: 204-8261 (2685 amino acids)
Cellular component (GO): rDNA heterochromatin
Molecular function (GO): DNA binding; protein binding
Source: RefSeq, a predicted model, not a curated record
ACUGUCGGCGAGCGGCUGCUGUAAAGCGCUGUGUUUUGUGAUCAUGGCUGCGCUGGACCGCACCAGCCAUGUUUGCUAAUUUAAAACCCAAACGUUGGAGAAUAUUUGUUUAUUAUUUAUCAUCGUGUCGUCUUAAUUCACAUACUCGCAAGAAAACGAAGGCUGAGAGGCGUCAGCGCCUUCUGAAACCCAAGGACUGAAAGAUGGAGGCAAAUAAUCAUUUCAACUAUGGCACCCACUCCUCAGCAAACUCAGGACUGAAACGUAGCUCAGGGGAUUCUCUUUAUACUAAUGGGUCCUCCGGGAGUUUUUCUCAGCAGGGGAAGAAUAUGAAUGGCGAAAUGAAUGUGAAUGGCAUCACUACUGUACUAGGAUCCAGUGUUCCUGGUUCCCAGCCACCAACAGCUACUUUUCCACAUGCAAGCAACCGCCACCAAAGCGGCAUGGGGUAUCAGUACUUGUGGGGAGGACAUUCUCAGUAUGGUCCAUCUGUGGGUGCCUCUCCAGGUCAGGUGAUGCACCAGAAGCAGUCUGUGCCUGGAACAGUCCAGCCUCAGUCACAGCAUCACUACCAGUCACAUGGACAAUAUCAACUAAAUGGGUGUAUUGAAAGCACCCACCAGGCCUCUGUCACAGCCCCACCAAACAUAUCCAUUCCAGGGAGUCAGUACUGGAACCGCACUAACCCUGGACAGCAGCAGUUAGGUUAUAACUCCCACAGUAUGUAUGGCACGUACCAGACUCAACGUCACCAGCAGCAGUCUUUCCAGUCACAGCAGCAGCUUCUCUCCCACCAUCACACACACCAUUGCCACCAGCAACCGCAGCAUUAUGGCGUGAUGCCGAAUGGAAUGCCCUAUUAUCAGCAUCAGCCCCAGCACCAGUCGCUGCCGUCAACACAGCCGGAUUCCCCACAGCAGUCUCAGCCCCAAGGCCAGACUCCAGUGAUGUCCACAGCAGUGCAGAGUUUUACUCCUCUACAUGGCAGCCCACAGCACCACAGUUUAAGCGGCACAGGCACAGGCAGCCCUGUUCCUAUGGGGCUUUCUUCAGUAUCAGUGAUGUCAUCAUCAGCAGUACAGGAUAGUGGACCGCCCCAGAGCCACAACAAGGAGAGAAGCCUCCAUGCUAGUAAUACAAGCGUAUCUACUGGCAUGCAAGGGCAUGUGUGUGAAGCUUUCAAGGAUGUGGAAACAGCCUACAAUGGAAUUGAAAGGGCACACAUUACCCAGAGGAUUUUGAAAAGUGACAGUUCCCAACAGAAAACUUCCACGCCUCAUAUGGGUUCUGCAAGUGAUUACCUUCAGAAUUCUGAUCAAACAACAUCGCAGCAUCCAGAAAUGAUUUCCCCUGUGAGAGAGCCAGUUGUAAAUACACCGCCUGACUUCAUGCAUUCAACCUCUGUAUCUGCAUCUUCCACAGCAGUGUCACCAUCAUUGGUCACGGUGCCAACACCUCAACUCUGUGCAACUCCUGCUGUCUGUGCAUCUUCCACAUCUACCCCUGGGCUACAUAUUGUUUUGCCCUCUGAGAUUAAAUCUGCUCAAUCACAAAUUUCAACAGCUCUCAACAUGUCCUCCUGUCAGUCACCAGCUGCUCGUCCAAGACCUUCACCACCUCCUAUGUUGGCUCAAGACAUCAAGCCUUCUGCUGCUGCCCUGACUGAGAUUUCUGUUGCUGAAUACAAGCAUCUGUCAGCAGGUUCUCUGUCAUCUCCAAAGUUGUCUGAUCCCCUGCCCUUGAUUGAUAGUGUGCCUGCACCUGCAACACUGUCAUCAGUCCCUUCAGUUUCUGCUCCUUUAUCAGAGUCUGUGGUUCAUCAAACAAAGUCUGCAUUGGCUUCUAUUGUUUGUGGACCUAUGGCAGCUGAUUCCCCUCUUGACAUAGUGCCCACUUCUUACUCUGCAUCUGUACCCACAUUUCAGCAGGUGUCCCAAGGAUCCAAGCUGCCUACACCUGUUAGUCAAUAUGAAAACUCUGCAGUUCAAACUUUGUCUGGCUCUGGACCCUCGACCUCAGUACCACCAGGCACUUGCUUGAUGUCAUCUGCACCUCUUAGUUCUGUGUCAAAUAAUUAUUCAGUUGGAAGUGUCGAAGAGAAAUCAGCACCUUCACCUCAACAUCAGACAUUACUUGCUGUUCUGUGUUCUAGUCUUUCUACUACUGCAACAACUGUAGGUUUGAAUUUACACUCUGCAGUAAUCAAUGAAAAUCCUACAGCCCAACCGCUGCCUACCCUACCUCUUCCAACCACUCAAGCCUCCAGGACUGCACCUGUGUCUGCUCCACCUGCCUUGGUGCCUGUAAUAUCUACAGUGACAACACCAUUGAGAGUGAUGCAGAACUCCGACUCAGAGCAGCUUCCGGCUAGUACAACUCUUUCACAUGCAUUAAAGCAGUCAUGUUCUGAGCCAGAGUGCCAUGGACAUGGUGGGGAUCAUAAAGGGCUGCUUAAUACUGCAAUUAGGAAACCAGAGGAGUGCCUACCUCAGCUCCAUUUGGGCAACAAAAGGAUUCUGCAGAGUGCAGAAGCUCCUGGGACGUGUGCAUCCAAAAUUCAUUCACACCAAUUGUUUAGCAGCCUUCUUGCAACUUUGCCAAUUCCAGAGAAAAGUGUACAGACCACUGUUACACCUGAACUCAAGGCCAGCAGUAAACACCCAGAUCUUGAAAAGCACCACUUGCAGAGCACUCCAAAAGACAGUCGUCUCUCAGAGGACUCCACAGAGGACCAGACUAAAGUUAGAAUGUCCCUACAGCUUUGUAGCUCUAGGGAAGAAUAUCAGACUGGGGAAGAUAAUUUUGAUGAAUCAUCACAAAGUGCUUCUGAAGAUGAGGUCAAUUCAACCUAUAAUUCCUUGUCUGGAGCUAAUGUCAGCUCUGUCUUGGAAGAAACCUCUGUUUUGGACGGCGACAGCUCAUGUGCGGAUAACUCCACUCAUUUUGACAGCAGCAUUUACCCAGAGGAUGAUACGUCUCAUGCUGAAGAUAAACCACCGGUUGUAUGUGAUACAACUAGGGAAAGCGACUCCAUAGAUGAUACCACCAAGGGUACACAACAAAACACUGGAGAUGUCACGUUGGAGUCUUCACUAAAUGAUGCCUCUCAGAUGGAUAAGCUUCAUGCAGAGUCACACGCGUCAUCAUGUUCAUUUGUGGCAGCAGGGCACCAAGGACCCAAGGAAGGCUGUGAUCCCAGAGGACAAGAUACACCAGACUCUGUUACUAUUAAGACUACUGUUAAUGAGACAUCCACUCCCUCGAGUUUCGGUGUGAGAGAUGGCAACUUUGCCUUCAGCACCCCAGCAGAGAACCUUGCAGAUCACCCAUUCCAACAAGUAGCUGAUCACGUGUCAGCUCCUGCAGGGCAUUUAAGGUUGUCAUGGAAACAACGUAAGCCUCCAUCGUCAAAGCCAGUUUGGAUUAAAACUCCAGCACUUGAACAGCGGAAGCCUAGAGUUCGAAUUCCAAAGGACAAGAAGAUGAAGUCUGAUGUGGAAGGAGUAAAUGUGAACAAGGGAGAUGAGGGAAAAAUGAUGCGCAGAAAGAGGAAAAAGUUUUUUACAGUGGAUGUUAAAGAAACAUCUGAUCUACAAGGAGUGGCUGGGGCCCCCAGCAGAGAGGUUGAUUCAAUCACAGCCACCAUUGAUGCUGUUCUGGCCAGCACGUCAACAAUACACACGGUAGCUGAGAAAUCCAGGAAGCUGAAAAUGGUCAAGAAAGAAGACCAAGAGGGCUAUAUGGUAAUCACACCUAAACAAGAUGCUGAAACAACACCUAAUGAUAAUGAAGACAUUGAUGACGACAGUUCUAAUACAGGUGAAACCAACAGACGGAGGGUUGCAACUGAGGAACAGGUUCAGUUUCCUUUGCAGCAUGGUUGGAAAAGAGAAAUUCGUGUAAAGAAAAUAGAAAACCGCUUGAAGGGGGAAACCUGGUAUUAUGCACCAUGUGGAAGGCGGAUGAAGCAGUUUCCAGAAAUAAUUAAGUACUUGAACAAACACCAGGGCGGUGUGGUUAGCAGAGAGCACUUCAGCUUCAGUCCACGUAUGCCUGUUGGAGACUUCUAUGAAGAGAGAGAGACACCUGAGGGUAAGAAAUGGAUCCUCUUGAAAAAUGAGGAGAUUCCUUCCAUGAUAAUGGCCAUCACUGGUCGCCGUGGUCGACCUCCAAAUCCGGAUAAAGAGAAAUCUCGCAGAGCUCGUGCCCUGAAUGGAGGGCCGCCUCGCCGUCCUGGAAGACCUCCCAAACUCAAAAUGGUUGACCUUCUUAGCAAAGUUGAUGCCAAGCUGUUUAAGAGGCUUGAGGCAAAGGAAGCGCUUAACGAGGAAGAUAAGGAGAAACUAGUAAAAAUCAAGAAGAAGAUGAAAAAAAAGGCAAGAGUGAAGAGAAGGGAGGAUGCUAAAAUUAAGAAGAUGAAAGAGGAAAAAAAGCGAGCCAAGCUGGAACAACAUGCCCAUCACGUAGAAGUAAAGACUGAACCAAAAGACAAGACAGCUCCACAAGUCCCAGGACCAGCAAUAGACUCUACUGUAGAGCCCAAGAAGCCUGGUCGCAGAAGGUCUGUAAAGGUUGAAGCAACAUUAAUACUAAAGCAGAGAGAUGAGGAGAGGCUCGCUCAGGGUAAGCGGGUGCCUGGUGCCCGGUGUAAAGCAAAGGCUGUGGCUAAGGCUGAGGCAGAAGCAGAGGCAGCUGUUCAUGCUGCUAUGGCAGCGAAGAGGGCUGCAGAGAGGAGAGCACAGGCCCAAAAACGUCUGGAGGAAAGGAAGAGACAGCAGAUAAUCACAGAAGAGCUGAAAAAGCCCACAGAGGAUAUGUGUCUUACUGACCACAAACCUCUGCCAGAUUUGUCUCGUGUCCCUGGUGUGGUUCUCUCUGGGACAGCAUUUGCACACUGCCUAGCUGUUGUCGAGUUCCUCCAUGGCUAUGGAAAGUUGCUUGGCCUUAACGUACCCAAGGACAUUCCCAGCCUUGAUACCCUGCAGAAGGGCCUAUUGGGCUUGGGUGAUAAUCAAGGAGAAGUCCAAGACCUUCUCUUGAAGAUGGUGAAAGCUGCACUUUAUGAUCCCGGCCUGCCCUCAUAUUAUCAAUCGGUGAAGAUACUAGGAGAAAAGCUGGUUGAGCUACAAUUGACGCGCAACACAGUUUCAGAAGUUCUUCGAAUUUUUUUAGAGUCGCAUGGUUAUGAGACUGAAGUGUGCAACACAUUGAGGACCAAAACCUUUCAUGCCCUGCCUCCUGACACCAAAGCAGCCAUAUUGGGUUUUUUGGUGGAAGAGCUCAAUGGCAGCAACAUUGUGACAUGUGACAUUGACAACACACUGGAAAACAUGACAGCUUACAGGAAAAACAAAUGGAUUAUCGAGGGGAAAUUGCGCAAGCUGAAGGCGGUGCUAGCACGCCGUACAGGACGUUCAGAGGAAGAACUGUGUUUUGAAGAGAGGAGACGCAGUGCCAGAGUAGCUGAAGAAGAGAACAUGAAUCUGGAGGACAGUGGUUUAGUUCUGGAGAGAGGCAGCCGUCGUGCGCGGAAAGAAGAGCCAAAGCUUAGUGAUAAUGAAAACCCUACAUAUGCCAGCAUUGCAGAGCUUGAAAGGCAAUUAGACAAGCUAACUAGGCGGCAAGUAUUUUUCCGUAAAAAGCUGCAGCAGUCGUCUCAUUCCAUGCGAGCAAUGUUGUUGGGCCAGGAUCGUUUUCGACGUAGAUAUUUAGCUCUUCCACACUUAGGAGGAGUUCUUGUUGAGGGGCCCGAAGAGCUUUUGACUUCCGGAGAUGUCCUUGUAGCAGAAGUGCCAGUUACUUUUCUCAAAAAGGAACCCAAAGUUGAGGAAGCCUCUGUGGCUACCACUCCCCCUCCUACCCUCCCCUCCCCUUCUUCCCCCACUCUCCCCGCCCAGUCCCAGUUUUCUCCAGAAGAUGAUCCCCUCCCAGGCACUGCAUCUCUCAUGAGCAGGCCGAGAGGAAGAGGACGUCCACGAAAAAUCAAACCAGAGGUGGAACUUCACCUACGCACAGCUAAGAUUCGGCGACAACGUCGAAGUAGUGUCAGGUCUAGGAGUGGAGAAGGGCCCAGAUCACCAGUCAGUUGCACACAGGACCUCACGCAGGCUGCCUUUCGAAAUUGGCUCAUUCAGUCACAGGAAGCAUUGACCAAAAGCACAAGCCCUGCAAUCGGGGAGCCUCCAGAGGGCAACCAAUUUGAAGAAAGUGUAAAGGAAAUGGCAGAGAAACACGGACAGUGGUUCAACCUUCUCCCCAAAGAACCAUGUGAUGAUAACUCAUUGACAGAGCCUCAGAUCCACACCUCACCUCCUAAACUCUUUCCUCAGAUUCCAAGUACACUUCCUAUUCUUGUUGCACCACUUGUGCAGAUAGACCCACAACAAUCUGUUUCAAACCCACAACAGUCUGCUUUGAACCCGCAACAGCCCAUUAUUCCCCUGCCUGGUUCGGCUCCUGUUGAUCCAGUGACUGCUGCACCAUCACAGGAAACUUCCCUUGAACCUCCUGAGUCUGCUGUUCCUCUUUGUGCCCCACCAUUAUCCCAACUCCUACUUCCUCUUCCUGCUGCUCUUCCACUUGUUGCACCUACUCCCACCACACCUGCCAGACCUGGCCGCAGGCGAAGGAGAGGUAGCAGAGGCAGUAGUCCUGGUCGUAGAGGGCCACGGGGGUCUGCAGCAAAGCGUCGGGGCCGCCCUCCCAACUCUGUGUUCCAAGAGCUUGAGCAGCAGUACUUCACACAGCUGGUGGUCAAACCAAUCCCAGCAUCAAUGGUACGUGGCUGGUGGUGGAUCAAAGAUCCAGAAGAACUGUGCAGCACCUUACAGGCUCUACAUCCGAGGGGCAUCAGGGAGAGGGUGCUCCACAAACACUUGGCAAAGCACAUGGAGAGCCACGCUGAGCUGUGCACCAAACCUGUUAAUGACCCCAUAUUUGAGUUGAAGGUAGAGCAGAAGGAUGCACUCAUGGAGGCUCUGCAGCAGCCCUGGCAAGUGCAGGACAAGGCCAUGGAGGCGGACAUCAGUGCUCUCCAGUGGGUGGAGGACCUAGAGCAGCGGGUCGUUGCUGCCGAUCUCCAUCUCAAAGCACCAUCUCACAGUACAACGAAUGAUACAGAAACUAAAGCAGAAAUACCAUUGGUAGAAUUUCAGGGUUACACUAUCCCAGAGCCAGACUCCACACGUGAUGACCUGCAGUACUAUGAGCACGAUACUGACCCGCGUGAUGACUGGAUUGUUCGGACUAAGAAGGAAUGGUCCGGCCUGCCACGUAUUGCCACACAUCCAGUCGAUUUGUCCGUACUGCGUCUGGCUAACCUUGAGCGGAAUAUUGAGAGACGCUACCUGAAGGAGCCGCUCUGGAACCCAGCAGAAGUGUUGCGUCUCGCUCCUCUUACACCGACCCCGGGAGAAGAGGAACCUAUGGAUGUCAUUAGUCUGGAAAGCGAGAUAACCUCUCGACUACGAACGUGGCGACAGGCACUAGAUCGCUGCCGCAGCGCGCCCCAGAUUUGUCUGUGUUUACUUCAGCUAGAGAAAGCCAUUGCAUGGGAAAGAUCUGUGACUAAAGUGACUUGCCAGGUUUGCUGGAAGGGGGAUAAUGAUGAGUGUCUGCUGCUGUGUGAUGGCUGUGACCGUGGAUGCCACAUGUACUGUCUGAAACCCAAAAUCACCCAGGUACCCGAGGGAGACUGGUUUUGUCCCAUCUGUGUUGCCAAGGAGCAAGGUGAGGUACCCUGUAGUCAGCGCUCAUCAAAGAAGCGAACCAGAGUGAAAAGGAAGCGGUAUGAAGAUGAGAGCUCUGACGAAGACGCGACAAUCCGACGUAGUGCUGGGAUGACAACACGGCACAAGGACACCGUGACAUCACCUUCAUCUUCUCUUUACUCCGGGGACAGGGGGAGCACCAAACGUCGACGUAUGACAACCCGCAACCAACCUGACCUCACCUUCUGCGAGAUUAUCCUAAUGGAGAUGGAGUCUCAUGCAGAUGCUUGGCCAUUCCUUGAACCUGUUAACCCACGACUGGUGCCAGGUUACCGCCGCAUCAUCAAAAACCCCAUGGACUUCCUCACCAUGAGAGAGAGACUGUUACAGGGAGGGUACUGCAGCUGUGACGAGUUUGCAGCAGACGCACAGCUGGUGUUCAACAACUGUGAACUCUUCAACGAGGACACGUCAGAAGUGGGCAUGGCCGGGCAUUCCAUGAGGCGCUUCUUUGAGAGCCGCUGGGCGGAGUUUUACUCAAAGGACAAAUAGGAGCUUCUGCCGUUUCCCCUAAAGGUGGGGCUGUUGGUGCUUUUCACUGUUCCACUCACACUCUCCAUUACUGCUAAGACUGUCUGGAGGUUCUUCCAGCUCUAUAUAUUCUUACAUGUAUAGAUGUGUAUGUACAGAUCUGGCUGUUUGUCUCUUAUGGGUUUUCCUCUACUAGCCUGAUCUUUGUUUUUUAAGGUCCAAAGCUUGAACUUCUACCCAUUCCCCUUGUCUCAUGUUUGUCUUGUCCUCUUCACCUCGCCACCUCAUUCUGCUGUCACAUCCUUUCAUAAGCACCAUGUCAUAGCGAGGCCUUUUGGUCUAGCCCUGCUCUGAAGGUGACAGCAUUGCCUCAGGCUCUGGAUAUUUUGGCUCUGACUCAGACUGAAGGUCAGGGAUGAUCUCAUUAUGCAGUUUAUUGCUGCAUACAGGACCUGCUCCACGCCCCUCGACGAAGGAUCAAAACGCCUCAGAGCUCGGGACAUUUCUUACCUGUUCAUUGGAGAUGUAAUGUGGUCUUAUGCCUAGAAGUAAUUUUUUGCUCUAUUUUUAUUAUAUUCUAUAUAUAUAUAUAAUUACAAUAGCUGGGAUUAUUUAAUAGCAAUAGCUUGUAGUGAAUGUGUACAAAUUCCAUUAUAGAGAUGUCUAGACUUAUGAAAAGGCCAGUUAAAGUAAAAGGAAACCGUUUGUUGGACUGUCUUAUAACGUCCGCGUAGUCUUGUGCACAGAGUUUUACACACCCACCUGCUGCUGGAGAAUUUAGUGUUUCACAUUGUGGACUCUGGUCCCUCGUGUUGGAAAUGAUCAACAGUGCUAGCUAGUUGCACCCGAUCACAUGACCUGUUUCACACUCUAUACAACCAAAAUAAUGUUCCCUCAACUAUAAUACCUGUUCGUUAUGUAAUCUCUUUAAGAUCACACACCAAAACACUUUAGCCAGUAUAUAUUGUAAUUGACAUUAAGGUAUGUGGAAUAUUGCUUCAUAAGUGUGUGGAAAUGCACAUACAAUUUUAGAUCAGUUGACCUGUUUUCAAAGUGACGCUUGUCAUUAGUGUAUUUGCAGCUGUUCUACAUUUUGGCGAAAACAUCAAAAGGUGGUUGUAAUGGCAGUUUAAAAUGCUCUGGACUGGAAAGACUGGAAUACGUGAGUCGAAGAGUUCAAAAUGAAGAUCCUCGACACUUCUCUAGUUUUCUCUACAUUCCUCUCUUGGUUUUCACUUUGUUCUGCACGAAGGCCAGCGUGCAUGUCACGCAGCGUGGUCGCCGUACUGUGAAGGUGACGGGACGACUCUGCAGUCUGGUUUUAUUUAACUUGUUUCUUACACUGAACUCAGCUCAGUUCAUUUUAAAUAACCUUCAAUGAACCUUACAGCAGUUGAAGGGGCAGAUGUUUUUCAAGAAAGGAGAAAAAAGACAUGAAAACCAAAUGUGGUGUUAAGUGAAUUUUUAAUAAUGUACAGUUUUUGGUGACUUUAAAUCUGUUCCUUUAUAUUUUUAGGACCAAUUCAUUUUUAAGAGGAGGUAUUGCUAAACUAUGUUGUACUAAGGUGAUGUAACAUGUGUGCAUCUGUAGAAUGUACUGUGAGUUGAAUAAAAAUCACAUCUAGCA